UACACACGAGCGAACAAAAAUAAAGAAUGCUCACGAACGUUCGUGUGCGACCCACCAUGCGACCGUAUAGACGACGUUCGUGAGCAUUCGCAAGCAUUCUAGAACGUUCGCUGAAUAGGUCGCAUAGACUCGCACGGCGAGCCGAUCACUGUCGGUUUUUCAGUCAUGCUCAAAGAAACACCGCGAGCAUUCGAGUCACCGUUUGGACGGUAAAUUAAUUCAAACGUUCGUUAUAAUAAAAUAAUUAAUAAAUAAGUACUUACAUUUUUAAAUUUUUUUAUUAUCUAUUUGAAAAUGGAUUGGGAUAGCAAAGAUUGCUUGAAUUUGAUUGAAUCAUUUAGAUUACAAGAAGUAUUAUGGAACUCAAAAAAUCCAUCAUAUUUUUCAAAAAAUGCCAAACAUGAUGCUUGGUGUCACUUGGCAAAAGAAGUGAAAAGACCGGUUGAGGAAAUUAAAAAAAAAAUACUAAGUUUACAGGGAUCAUAUCGUAGAGAAAAAGCGAAAGUAAAAAAAAGUUAUGGAACUGGAAAAGGUAAAUAUUAA
Messenger RNA from Myzus persicae (green peach aphid), 543 nucleotides. RefSeq lists its product as uncharacterized. NCBI's taxonomy places the organism in Eukaryota, Metazoa, Arthropoda, Insecta, Hemiptera, Aphididae. The transcript has a single exon. Bases 295 to 543 code for a protein of 82 amino acids. The record is from RefSeq and is a predicted model, not a curated record.